Messenger RNA from Eufriesea mexicana, 1580 nucleotides. RefSeq names its product Inositol-3-phosphate synthase (gene Inos). Gene Ontology annotation, biological process: phospholipid biosynthetic process; inositol biosynthetic process. The record is from RefSeq and is a predicted model, not a curated record. Gene Ontology annotation, molecular function: inositol-3-phosphate synthase activity. Lineage: Eukaryota; Metazoa; Arthropoda; Insecta; Hymenoptera; Apidae.
UUCUACUAUAGUUACUCGGAAUUUAAUCUAUAAUCCUUGAACCCAAUAUUCUUGUGGCAGCAGACUUUUUGUGAAAAAAUUAUUCGCAAAGCUAAAUUAUUACCAUCUGUGUAAGAAUUUAAUCACUAAAAAUGGCUUUAAAAAUUCGCGUUCAAUCACCGAAGGUGAAAUAUACGGAAGAUUAUAUUGAAGCACAGUACGAGUACCAAACAACGAACGUUUCAGAAGACGACGAUAUAAACUAUACGGUAACACCUGUAUCAACAAAGCUAUUAAUUAGAACACAACUGAAAGUUCCAAAACUUGGAUUAAUGUUAGUAGGAUGGGGUGGAAAUAAUGGUACUACUAUCACUGCAGCAUUAUUAGCGAACAAACUUAAAUUGACAUGGGAAACAAAGGAUGGCAUUCAAAAAACAAAUUGGUAUGGUUCCUUAGUUCAAGCAUCUACUGUCAGAUUAGGUAAAGGAAAUAAAGAAGAUAUAUAUGUUCCCAUGUCUUGGAUGCUUCCAAUGGUAAAUCCAGAUGAUAUUGAAAUUGAUGGCUGGGAUAUUUCAAAUAUGAAUUUAGCUGAUGCAAUGCAGCGUGCAAAAGUUUUGGAUAUUAAUUUACAAAAGCAAUUAGUACCACACAUGAUGCACAUGAAACCAAGAAAAAGUAUAUAUUAUCCUGACUUUAUUGCUUCUAAUCAGGAGAAAAGAGCAAAUAAUAUUAUUUCUGGUACAAAAUCUGAACAAUUGGAACAAAUUAGAAAAGACAUUGUAGAAUUUAAAACUACAAAGAAAUUGGAUCAAGUUAUUGUAUUAUGGACUGCUAAUACUGAGCGGUUUUCACAGAUAAUUUCAGGUGUUAAUGAUACAGCAGAAAAUUUAUUAAAUGCCAUUAAAGAAGGUCAUACAGAAAUUAGUCCAAGUACAAUGUUUGCUAUUGCAGCUGCAUUAGAAGGAGUAGGUGAUGACUUCAAAUCUGGACAAACAAAAUUAAAGUCUGUACUUGUAGAUUUUUUAGUCUCAGCUGGUAUUAAACCAGUGUCAAUUGUUAGUUACAACCACCUUGGAAACAAUGAUGGAUAUAAUCUAUCUGCUCCUCAACAAUUUCGAUCAAAAGAGAUUUCCAAAAGCAAUGUGGUAGAUGAUAUGGUACAAUCAAAUAAAAUUCUUUAUCAACCUGGAGAAAAGCCAGAUCAUUGUGUCGUUAUUAAAUAUGUUCCAUAUGUUGGUGAUAGCAAACGAGCAAUGGAUGAAUACACAUCAGAAAUAUUACUUGGAGGACACAAUACGAUCGUGAUACAUAAUACAUGUGAAGAUUCGUUGUUGGCUAGUCCAAUUAUUUUGGAUUUGGUCCUUUUAGCAGAGAUUUGUUCACGUAUUACUUUCAAAUUGGCUGAUUCAAAAGAUGAGUUUACUGGAUUUCACAGUGUACUCUCUAUAUUGUCUUACCUUUGCAAAGCACCAUUAGUGCCACGAGGAAUGCCAUUUAGACAACGAGCUGCAAUUGAAAAUAUCUUAAGAGCAUGUCUAGCAUUGCCUCCUGAAAAUAAUAUGUUACUUGAGCACAAAGUUGAUUUCAAAAAUCAAGUAUGA